Molecule: messenger RNA, 336 nt
Organism: Aspergillus tanneri
Lineage: Eukaryota; Fungi; Ascomycota; Eurotiomycetes; Eurotiales; Aspergillaceae
Exons: 2
Coding region: 1-336 (111 amino acids)
Source: RefSeq, a predicted model, not a curated record
AUGGCUCAUCUGGCACACCAACUUCCGUGGCAGAGGCUGGCGACCAACUUUGACCAGAGACGCGUGGCCAGGCACAAAAAACUGCUGGUGCCUCUCAAUAAGCCGCAGCAGGGCAAAGAGAUCACCUACUUCACCGUUGCGUUCGCCCGUGUCCUGGCUGAGUUUUCCGCCACGGAGCGUCGCAAACAUACACGGCCUGCGAAGAUGAGGACUGGUGGUAUAGUCAACGGGAGACGGCCCGACGUGAUAACAAUGUGGCUCAUCCUGGGCAAAAUGGAGACACUGUUCAAGAUCGCGCGAUACGCGCUGGAGACUGUGAAGCGAAUGUGUUCCUAG